AUGCUCCCCCCAAUCUCCCCCGAAACCCUCUCGGCAAACCCCCUCUUUUCCGCCCUCCACGCAGACCUAACAACCAACCACCUAAACCCGGACGCCAGCACCCGCCAUCCACCCCCACCACCCUCACACCAUCCACAAUCCUCCACCUCCUCAACCCUGGACCAAUCCCUCCGCACCUACAGGGCCGAGCUAGCAAAGCAGCACCUGCUCCAAAACUCCCUAAAGCACACUACCCUCCGCUCCCGACAACUACCGGAAGACCUCUCCGAGGCACUCGACCUCCUCACCUCCACCAACACCAAUAAUGAGAGCACGAGCGCAGGCAUGCCAGAAGCCCUAGGUGUCUUCCACGAGAACAUCCAGCCCAUCGCGCACGAGAUUUCACUAUUCCUGGACCGGUCCGCUAAAGACCUAAUCUCGCUUCUCCAGCCCGACCUGGAUACGGAAAUUGGUGGAGAGGGGGGAAUGGCGAUAGCGAUAGACCACCUCCCAGCCAACGCCGCCCGUCUGCGCACCCAGAUAUUCGCCAACCACCAAUCGCUCGUCGCGCAGCGGGGCCGACUGGGCAGGUCAAUCCUCGAGGCGGCAGAUGGCUACGCCGCCUUCUCGUUGCGUGCCCUCUCACAUUCCGCUUCCGAUGGGGGCGCGUGCGGGGCGCUGCGGAAGGGGACUUUGUCGAAGGCGAUGUAUCUAGCGUUGCUCGCCGAGAGCAUGCGUGGGAAGGUUGGGGUAGUGCAGUUCGAUGCGCUGGGUGAGGUGUACGAUGAGGAGGCUGUUGGCGCGCUGGAGAAUUACAGGGCGCACCUGACGGACACCAAUUUACGGCUCGUAGCCAGGAAGAGGGUCGCCGAGGGGGAGCUGGAGAGGUAC
This is a messenger RNA of Tuber aestivum (summer truffle), 870 nucleotides long. Lineage: Eukaryota; Fungi; Ascomycota; Pezizomycetes; Pezizales; Tuberaceae. The record is from the annotation of a GenBank genome assembly.